AUGGUUAGUGGCGAGGAGGCAGAUAGGUCCAUUACUGAAACAUUCACUGCGUUAAGAGAUCAGAUUGCAAAGGAAUGCGCUUUGAAAGAGGAAGUCAGCAGUGUUUCACACGAGCUGGAACUGUGUGAGCGGGAGGUAGUUGUCACACUUGGCAGGGUACACAUGUUGGAUAAAAGUGCUACAAGUGAAAUUUUCACCAGCUCUCAUGAUAUGGUUGAGAGCAGAAUUAAGCCUCUUUAUGAGAAACUGCAAAAGUUGGUUUCUCCAAACAUGUACUACAAAUUUCAUGAGUCCUUUGCCCACGCAACACAACGUGUGGUCUACGCAAUUGCCUUCACGCACUUUUUGGAAGAAGGAGUACUGAUCAGCCGCGACGCUGUAGCGUCUAUUUUAGGAGUGAAAAUUGAUGGUAGAGAUGGAUUCCAUUUGGAUUUGGAGGACUAUCUUCAUGGAAUUCUUCAUCUAACUUCGGAAUUGUCUCGUUUUUCAGUCAAUGCAGUUGCUGCUGGGGAUAAUAAGCAGCCUCUCUUGGGAAGUUUUAAUACACUGAAGUGUGACCAUGGAGCCGCUUCUGAGCAGCUCGGGACGAAGAUUGCCGAGUUCGUGAGGACAAUAGAUGCAAAUUUCCGACUCCUCAAUUUAAAAAAUGAUUCUUUGAGGAGACGUUUUGACUCCUUGAAGUACGAGCUUCAGAAGUGUGAUCAGAUAGUAUAUGACUUGACCAUUCGUGGUUUAAAACCAAUUGAGGUGCAAGGGGAAACCGACUGUAAAAGCAAUUCGCUUCCAGACAACUUCGAAGUGCCGGUGAAAAAGAAGCUUAAAGAAUCUACAAACUGA
Enterobius vermicularis (human pinworm) is the source of this 837-nucleotide messenger RNA. The record is from the annotation of a GenBank genome assembly. Lineage: Eukaryota; Metazoa; Nematoda; Chromadorea; Rhabditida; Oxyuridae.